Molecule: messenger RNA, 1976 nt
Organism: Lampris incognitus (smalleye Pacific opah)
Lineage: Eukaryota; Metazoa; Chordata; Actinopteri; Lampriformes; Lampridae
Gene: polr1d
Product: RNA polymerase I and III subunit D
Exons: 5
Coding region: 38-382 (114 amino acids)
Biological process (GO): DNA-templated transcription
Cellular component (GO): RNA polymerase I complex; RNA polymerase III complex
Molecular function (GO): DNA binding; DNA-directed RNA polymerase activity; protein dimerization activity
Source: RefSeq, a predicted model, not a curated record
CUGGAGUUUCUGGUGUGUGUUGUUUGUAAUGUAAAGCAUGGCUGGGGUAACCGAGAAGAAAACAGCUCUGGAGAUGGUGCAAGCUGAUGUAGCUGAUGAGGGCUGUGUGACAUUUGUAUUGCAUGAUGAAGACCACACACUUGGCAACUCCCUCAGAUAUAUGGUCAUGAAGAACCCAGAUGUGGAAUUUUGUGGAUACAACAUCACCCAUCCAUCUGAGAGCAAGAUCAACUUCCGCAUUCAGACACAAGGAGGACUGCCAGCUACAGAACCACUGCGGAAAGGCCUGACUGAACUCCAUGAUGUUUGCCAACAUGUUCUCAAUACAUUUCAGGCGCAAGUGGACGAGUUUAAAGAGAGGAGCGAGGAGCCCGCGGAGUGAAGAGUAUUGCAUAAAUCUGGAGGAGUAAUAGCCGGUACUCCUCUCUCAUUCUGUGUUUAUCUCUCUCACAAACACCAUUGCACGCAGCCAGAGUUAUUGCAGCGAUUAUCUUUGAUAUUUUUUUCCCCCAAGUGUUCUGUAUCGUUCUUUUCCCUUUCUUCCCUUUCAUCUGUGAAUUGAUGUACAUUGUAAGAUAAAUGUGCCUCAACAGUCCGUCAGAUCAUUCUCCUGGAACACAGGAAUGAUUAGAAGAAAAGAAGAAAUUGCUUUCCAAGAACCAAGAGAGAGAUUUAUUUUUUAAUUUUUAUUUUUUUCUGUGGGAAGGGUUCGGCUUAUACAUUUUGAAGCUUGUCCAUUCGAUUGCCGUAAUCAUGUCGAUAUUUUCACCAUUACUCAUGAAUACAGUGUUACGAAAGCUGACCAAACCUGAAGUGAUGCCGGGUCCGAAAGACCUUAAUGGCUUUCAUCUGUCUUUUUGAAGUGGUUGUUUGAUGAGCGAUGGCAGGGGUUCAAACUAGAACGUCGCUAUUAGCGGAGGAAUGUGGCGCUGAAGUGCUUCAUAUGGUGUCAGGAGGAAAAAGUGGUUCAGCAAAGGGAGAGUGAAGUGUAAAUGAGGAGGAGGAGGAGGAGGAGGCGGGGGGGGUGUUUGAGUUUAAUCAUAUCCCUCUGUCAGUCACAUUAGAAACCAACUUAGACGUGCUCACAUGUAGCUGGCAUUUUGGAAAUGGAUCUUUAAUUUGCAGGAAGGAGAAAAAAAACAAAACCCUGUGACUCCAGAAAGUCUGCAUUGUGGGCCUGUCACAUCCGAUCGCAGACUGAAUAUAAAGAACGAGGUGCUAGCUGGUGACAACCCACCUCAACGAUUUAUGAUGUCAUUUACGUAUGUGCGUCGUAUUUCAGUUUUAGAAUUUUAAGCAGAAAUGUGAUCUAUUCAUCAAGUUAAACACAUCACUGGAAGGCAGUGAUGGGUCAUAUAGCGAGGUCUCUACUGCCCUGUUAUGGAUCAAUUGGAGAAAAAAAGGGUGCCCUGACCUUUCCUGGUUCUCACCGUGCUGUCUCACUUUUUUAAGUGUUUGUGGAGCCGCUCUCAUGUCGUUAGUAAGUGACUUGGUAAUGAAGAGCUGAGCAGGAAGGAACACAAACUGCCGCUUUCUUAAAAUGAUUUAUGUUUCCGUCGGUUUUAAAGCAUGAGUUUUGUAGUUCCCCAUGUGGCAAUAAGUCAACCCCUCUUGCAAAACACUGAUGUCAACAAAAGUCCAACGAUCAAGCAUAGCGUAGACCAACUCCUUUUUCAAGGAGUUUCAUUAGAUUACAUUACUAUCAUUUAGCCGACACUUUUAUCCAAAGCGACUUACUGUUUCUUUCCUUGUCAUUGUUCUUUGCUUCAGUUGUUGUUUUCAGUAUUUUAUUGCUGUCACCAUUCUUUUUCUAAUGGGACACCAUUGUUAUUGCUUUUAUUAUCUGGGUUUUUCUUUUCCGCUUGUUUUCGGUAUUUUUAUUGCUUUAAUUCCUUUGCUUACAUACAUACACACACACACACACACACACACACACACACACACACACACACACACACACACACAGACACACACAU